Sphaeramia orbicularis (orbiculate cardinalfish) is the source of this 1141-nucleotide messenger RNA. RefSeq names its product endothelial differentiation-related factor 1 (gene edf1). Gene Ontology annotation, molecular function: DNA binding. Gene Ontology annotation, cellular component: nucleus. The transcript is spliced from 5 exons. The record is from RefSeq and is a predicted model, not a curated record. Bases 162 to 608 code for a protein of 148 amino acids. NCBI's taxonomy places the organism in Eukaryota, Metazoa, Chordata, Actinopteri, Kurtiformes, Apogonidae.
UAAAUAAAGCUUCGGUGGGGCGCGUGGGUGAUAGUUCUAGAAGGUCCGCGUGAACCGCAGACGCAGCUCCGGCUCCAGACAGACAGCAGAUAAAACCCAACUCACAUUAUUUCAGUAUCUGUGACCCAGAAAGAUUAGCGGUACCGACUGAACCUGGGAACAUGGCAGAGAGCGACUGGGACACGGUGACAGUGUUGCGGAAGAAGGGCCCGACCGCUGCCCAGGCCAAGUCCAAGCAGGCGAUCACUGCUGCUCAGAGACGGGGGGAAGACGUUGAAACAACAAAGAAAUGGUCUGCAGGGCAGAAUAAACAGCAUCUGGUGACAAAGAACACAGCCAAGCUGGACCGGGAGACAGAGGAACUGCACCAUGAGAGGGUUUCCCUUGAGGUUGGAAAGGUGAUUCAGAAAGGUCGACAGGAUAAAGGCAUGACCCAGAAGGACCUGGCCACUAAAAUUAAUGAGAAACCUCAAGUGAUCGCAGAUUAUGAAAGUGGGAAAGCCAUUCCCAACAACCAGGUCAUGGGCAAAGUAGAGAGAGCAAUAGGCCUUAAACUUCGUGGGAAGGACAUUGGCCAACCCCUGGAGGCAAAACCCAAGAAAAAAUGAACAUAAAGCCUCGAAAUCAGCCCCCCCCACCCCUGUGUUCCCUUUGAACCCGUUCCCUGCACCACAUUGACCCUGAGCUCCGCCCCUUUCCCCACCCCCUCCACCUGGGCUGAUCUCACUGGCGUCCUGCCUCAGGACCUGGUGUUCCACGUCAUUACAGGCUGCAUCCCGAACAGUCACCGAUAACACUUUAAUCAGUUACAUGAAUGAAUAAAGGAAUGAUCUGAUGCUUUUUUCAACAUCAUAAACUCAAAGUUCUGUGAAUUUUCUCCUUUCUCUUAUGUCUGCUUUGGCUUUGGCAUGACCAAUUCAACUUCUGUUUUUUUAAUGAUGUAAAGUCAGUGAAAAGGUGAGUUUGAUUUCAUGACCAGAUCAGUUUUAAUUCUGAGCAUGAUGUUAACGCCAAAAGUGCUUGAUCGCAUCAGUUCUUUUUCACACACUCGACAGUGGGUGGAUUAUUCAUUAUUACAGUGUCAAUAUUUUAAUGCUGUGCUUUGUUUUGAUCGAAAAAUAAAGUCUGGCAGUUGAUGAUC